Bursaphelenchus okinawaensis is the source of this 2367-nucleotide messenger RNA. NCBI's taxonomy places the organism in Eukaryota, Metazoa, Nematoda, Chromadorea, Rhabditida, Aphelenchoididae. The record is from the annotation of a GenBank genome assembly.
AUGAUGGAGGUAAGAAAGUCUAUCUUACCUGAUGCCCUACUCUACUCUGCCUUACUUUACCCUACUCUACCCUACUUUACCCUACCCUACCCUACUCUGCCCUACUCCACUCCACUCUACCCUACCCUACUCUAUAUUCCCCUACCUUAAAAUAAUAUUAUUUUAGGUUCUACUAAACCCAGACAUAGACAAGCUGUUUUUAAAAUGGAAACAGCAAUUUGGUGGGAUUUUCACAUUCUGGAUCGGCCCCAUUCCUAUGGUUAUGGUAGCCGAUGUGUCAUUGCUCAAAAAGUAUUUUGUAAAGUACGGUGAUGUCUUCAGUGGACGGUGGCGGAAUUUUAUCACGGAUCACAUGCUUGGUAAGGGUGUUUUACCAUGGAACUUCAAAUUUCAAAGGAAUUUUUAAUGGAAGUUUAAAUUAAAAUUUUUUGUUACCUAAAAUUAAAAAUUUUUUUUUAUGAACGAUAGAUCGAUUCACAUUUCACAAACAUCAGUUUCAGACGGCUUUAACGGUGUAGUCCAAACGGACGGUGAAAAAUGGCGUGAACAGCGACGCUUCUCACUUCACGUUCUUCGUGACUUUGGCUUCGGCCGUUCCUUCAUGGAAAACAAAGUUAUGCGAGAAAUCGACCGGUUUUUGGAACAUUUGGACUUGGCAGUCGAUAAAGAUGAUGGUAUUAUCGAACCAGACAAACUAUUGGGUGUUUGUGUUGGCAAUAUUAUCAAUGACAUCUUGUUUAGCAAAACUUUUGAGCAUGUAAGUUAACUUUUGACGUUAUUAAAAAUUUUUGAAAAUUUUAAAUGUAAUUUUUUUAAUUAAAAGAUUUAAAAAAUUAAUUUUAAAAGUUUUUAAUGUAUAAUGUAAACCCAUUUUAUAAGUUAUUUAUUACCUAAAAGCGGCCGGAACAAACGUGACUCCGUGGCGCAACGGUAGCGCGUCUGACUCCAGAUCAGAAGGUUGCGUGUUCGAAUCACGUCGGGGUCAAAGUCGUUUUUUGAUAUUUUUGGUGUUUUAAAAGGGUAAAUUGAUUAUAAAAAGUAUUUUAAUUUUGAAAUUAUGGUUUUUUAAGUAAAUCACAGUAAUGGUUUUCAAUAUUUCUCAGUGUUAUAUUAUGAAAAUACGCGAAAAACUUUUUGAUUAAAAAAUUUUUGGUUUUUAAAAUUUAUUUUCAGACAGACGAAGUUUUUCUAGAAAUGCAACAUGUUUUGGAUCAACAAUCUCAACUUGUCACAAAACCUAUCAACGGCCUAUAUCUUACUCUACCUUUUACUGUACACAUACCAUAUAUCAAUUCAUCGUGGUUGAAAUUGACAAAAGUUCGAGACACUUUUUGGAGGUUUUUGGACGUUCAAAUUCAAGAACAUCGACAACGUUUCGACGAGCAUUUGGCACAAUGUAGAGAUAAAAUGGCACAAAAUGGGAACGGUUUGAAAAAAUGUGACAAAAGGCUUGGAAAGGGAGAUUCAGCAUUGUGUGAUGGCAAAAAUGGUGACAAAAGCGAUUCAGAUGAGGAUUUUGAGAUGAUUCCAUUAAUGGACCAUCGAUCAGAUAAUGAAAAAGUGCGAGGAAAUGAUGCAGAAACGACCGAAAAAAUAUCUUUACAAAAUGAUGACUAUUCAGAUGACCCAAAAGAGAAUGAUUUAGAUGACAAUAACGAUGUAAAGUACGAUUACCCAGACUCAGACUUCACCUAUGUUUAUAUGAAGGAAAUGCAUCAACGAAAGUUCUCCGACGAUCCGGGAUUCUUCACCGAUAUUCAGCUAAAAAUGCUUUUACUAGACCUAUUUUUCGCUGGUAGUGAAACUACCGUAACCACCGCCAAAUGGGGCCUAGUCCUACUCAUCAACCAUCCCGAAGUCCAGAAGAAAGUACAAGAAGAACUGGAUUUGGUACCAAAUCGAGUAGGUAUGGAGCAUCGAAAUCGUCUAAGUUACCUUCAAGCUACAAUUAGUGAAAUUCAACGCAUCGCCAAUAUAUUACCCAUCAAUCUACUUCGUACCGUAACCGAAGAUGUCAACAUUGAUGGGUACCAUUUUGAAAAAGGCACCAUGGUACUGCCACAAGUGUCGAUUUUGCUGAAUGAUCCGGAGCAUUUCGCAGAGCCGGAGCAUUUCAAGCCGGAGCGAUUCCUGGACGAGAAUCAGAAUCUGCGACGCUACGAUGCCUUCAUGCCCUUCUCGAUCGGCAAACGACAAUGUUUGGGCGAGAGUUUGGCUCGGAUGGAGUUGUUUUUGGUUUUUGCGAAUCUACUUCGAAAUUUUGAAUUUGAAAAAUGCCCGGGGGAAGAAGCACCGUCGAAGCGGCGGAUUCUUGGGCUCACGGUGUCUCCGCCGAAAUUUAAAUGUAAAGUUAGGAGACGGGCGUGA